Argiope bruennichi is the source of this 1977-nucleotide messenger RNA. RefSeq lists its product as uncharacterized. The record is from RefSeq and is a predicted model, not a curated record. The transcript is spliced from 5 exons. Bases 138 to 1838 code for a protein of 566 amino acids. Lineage: Eukaryota; Metazoa; Arthropoda; Arachnida; Araneae; Araneidae.
CUCAUGUAUGCUUCGUUCAUGACAGACUUUGAUUUUAAAGUAACUGAAGUGAGGAGAAAAAAGCCGCUGUAUUUGCUACUGCUAACUAUUUACCUUCAACAUACGAUUCAAGUGAGAAUAUCACGUCAAGAUACUUAAUGAGAAGGCAAAGGAUCUCCCUUCCUGGUGGAAGGGGAAUUAGAAGAAAAAUGUUCAAAGAAACAAAUUAUUCUGAAGAAUACAAACAGAAAAAUUAUGAAACUAAUUCUGCAUUCUUUAGAAGAGGUUCAAAGUACCGAGGCAUCUCCAACUCAAAUUUGGAACAACAUGCUGAAUGCAGUCAUACUCAGUUUUCUACUAAUAAAGGAAAAGAUUACGAUGAUCUUCACGAUGAUCUUCGAGUAAUUCUGAAUCAAAGGAAAGGUCUUGGAAUGACUUCAGCAACUGCCACAACAAACAUGGAUGUAUCUCCGUCUGUUGCAGUUCCAGCUGAAACAAAUAUGGAUGUAUCUGCGUCUGUUGCAGUUCCAGCUGAAACAAAUAAUAUAGAUGCACACGUACACUGUGUCAAUGAAAUGUCUCCAGAAAGAUUUUUGCGUCUCACAUCUCAGAGAAUGGAUACCUUGGAGGUCACAGAGAAAGAUUUUAAUUUGCUGGCAGGUAUUGCUUAUAAGGCUACUGUAUUGUCUAUGCGUAUCAAAGAAAAAAAGACUGAAGAAGAUUUGAAAAGAGAUGUGAAUGCACCUACAUUCAUCCCUGGUCUCACAUUAGUUGAACAAUCCUAUGGAUCUCCUUCUGAAGCUAAAUCAGAGUUCCUACAAGAUGCUGAAGAUAUGUAUCAAGAUAAAAACAGUGCACCAUCCAUUGAACGAUCAAAUGCAUCUACAGUAUAUAAAGAGUUGGUAGAAGAAGCUAGAUAUAGACUAUGUAAUAAAAGAUCUUCAACAUCAGUUGCAACACCAAGUAAAGAACCACUUAGUGCUGCAAAGAUGAUUUCGGGUGUAAAAAAAAUAUUAAAAAAACUAAAAAAUAACAACGAUAAUAAAAAAAUUGCACUAGUAAAUCUACCUCCAUCGGAAAUUCAUAAAAUCAGCCCUGCGGAGCAGCGAAAGUUAAUUGAUGAAGCAAAUAAAUCAAUAAGAGAAUUUAUUGACUAUCUAGAAGCUUGUAAAACAUAUGAACUAUCACCAGUACAUAGCAAAUUAUGUAGUGAAAGCCCUUCAACAUCAAUUGCAAUACCAGUUAAAGAACCACUUAAUUCUGCAAAGAUAAUUUCAGAAGCGGAAAAGUUAGUGAAAAAACUAAUAGAGAUUAACGAAGCGAAUAUAAAAUUUACAGAAUUAUUUAUACCUCCAACUCAAAUUUGUGAAUUCCGCACUGCGAAGCAGACAAGGUUAAAUGGUCAGGCAACUAAAUUUAUAAAAGAAUUUAUUGAGUAUUUAGAAGUUUGUAAAAGAUCUGAACUAUCACCAGUAUGUAGAGAAAGAAGAAUUUACUCACCAUAUGCUGAAGGAUCUGCAUUUACAGAAGAAGUAAAAACGAAAAAGGUAGAAGAGGCAUUAGGAAAAUUUAUAGAGCCCAAAGAAGAUGAUAAAGGAAUUCCACGAUCAGUGGAACAUGCAUCUAUUUCUACAUUGGGGACAUUCUUAGAAACUACAAAUAAUUCAUGUUAUAAAAGUCCUGCAACAUCAGGUGAACAGUCACAUGCAUCUGUUCCUACAGUAGGCAGAAAGUUUCUACCAGAAAUUAGAAAACAUAAACCGGUGUAUGAAACACCUGCACCAAAAUGUGCAUGUCCAUCCAAGGAUUUUCACUAUGUGGACUGUAGUUUGCGACAUACUACUUUAAAUAAGUUUUAAACUUUUAUAAUCAUCUUUUUGUAUAAAAUUAAUACAAAAAAUAAAUUUCUAGCAAACACCAAUAUUGAAAUUAUUAUUUCAUCUUUUAACUAUUCAUUGCAUUUUGUAAUAAUAAUAAAAUUUUGUAAUAAUUUUGUAA